AUGAUUCCAACAUCCUUUUAUGGCAAAAAGGAAUCUGAAACAAUAUUUACUAAGUUAUACAAUGAAGACUUGGAGUUCAAGACCAAUAAUGAGAAACUGGAAAGUGAACUUGAACGAUGUGGGUAUUACAAUUGUACCUCUCAGAAUUUGGAAUUAUUAAAAAAUCUGUUUAAAUCUUUCAAUACUCUUUCAGAUGCUUUUGAGUAUUAUAGUUCUUUAAUCUACCACUUUUUCCCCCUAAAGUGUGAGUCAAAUUCCUUGAAUCAAAUUCCUUUGAUGCCAUUUAGUAUAUUUGCAGAAGAACUAAAUGAACAGGGAAGAAGAAGAUAUAUUGUAAGUUCAUACCAGAAACUCUGGAACUACAGUAAUUCAUUAUAUUCCUCUCAAAGACACCUCUAUGAAAUUAUUAUACAUGAUUUCCCAUGCUGGUUAUAUUUUGAUAUUGAAUAUAACAAGCAAGCAUACCCACAAGAUUUAUCAGGCCAUAAACUCUUAAGAAAAAUAAUUCGUCAUCUUAUAUACUGGAUAAAAACUGAAUUUGAUAUUCAUUUAACUAGCAAGGAUAUUAUUUACUUAGAUUCAACUACGGAUGCUAAGUUUUCAUAUCAUAUUAUUGUAAAAUAUCUAGAAAAUAACAAAAAUAUUUCCACUUUAUUUCCAAAUAAUGCUAUAAUGGGUCUAUUUGUGGAAAAAUUUAUCGAUUAUAUUAAGUCAGAGGAUGUUACCGGAAAAUUAGAAAUAAUCUCUAGUCAAGAAACUCCGAAAUUGCACAGCUUAAUAGAUGUUGGAGUAUAUAGUAAAAAUCGCUGCUUCAGAUUAUUAUUUUCAACGAAGUAUGGUAAGCUUAAAUCUUUAGAAUUAGAUGAAAAUUAUAAUGAAUACUGUAUAUCUAAUACCCCUUCAGUUCAAUUUCUUAGGUCAAUGGUAACAUUUUAUAAUAUUCCAAACAGUCACUCUGUAAUAAAUAUUCACCAACUCAAAAAUAAAUGGUGCAUAAGUCAUCCUAAUUUGUACAUAAUAGAAAGUAGUAAAUAUAAGAACCAAAAAGACACUUACAGUGAUAAAAGUAGAAAUACUGGGACUUUAUUCAAUACUUCAAAGAAACAGCACAACAUACCUGAACAUUUAACAUUAAUAGUUGAUUUUACAAUCAUAUUUUGGAAUCAAAUUGUUCAGAAUUCAAAAAUUAAUAUUACAUUAACUGAUUUAGACUUGGAUCUAAUAAUGAAAUCUGCUAUUAGUGAUAUAAAUGAUAUGGUUAAUAUUAAGUAUCUCUUUCCAACAUCUUCAGUGUUAAAUCUUCAUCCAUAUAUAUCAUCAUCUAUCUAUAUAGCUGAAUCAGAUCUUUUAAUAUUAUCAUUGAACAAGAAUAAUAAAUUCUGCAUGAAUAUUGAAAGAGAGCAUCAAUCUAAUAGUAUUAAGCUAAUUAUAAAUAAUAAAAGGGGCAUAUUUUAUCAAAAAUGUUUCGAUCCUGAUUGUAGAUUAUUUAAAUCUAGAAAUUUCAUAUUACCAACUUUUCUUCAAGAAAUUUCUAGAGAUAUAUCCGAAUUAUCAAAGAUGCUGGAAAAUAGUCCCCAGGUAUGA
This is a messenger RNA of Cryptosporidium muris RN66, 1584 nucleotides long. RefSeq names its product herpesviridae UL52/UL70 DNA primase family protein. Gene Ontology annotation, cellular component: nucleus; mitochondrial matrix. The transcript has a single exon. Lineage: Eukaryota; Apicomplexa; Conoidasida; Eucoccidiorida; Cryptosporidiidae. Gene Ontology annotation, biological process: replication fork processing; error-prone translesion synthesis; mitochondrial DNA replication. The record is from RefSeq and is a predicted model, not a curated record. Gene Ontology annotation, molecular function: DNA-directed DNA polymerase activity; chromatin binding. The coding region runs from base 1 to 1584 and encodes 527 amino acids.